Messenger RNA from Alternaria conjuncta, 2979 nucleotides. RefSeq lists its product as uncharacterized. NCBI's taxonomy places the organism in Eukaryota, Fungi, Ascomycota, Dothideomycetes, Pleosporales, Pleosporaceae. The record is from RefSeq and is a predicted model, not a curated record. Bases 1 to 2979 code for a protein of 992 amino acids. The transcript is spliced from 6 exons. Gene Ontology annotation, molecular function: protein binding; nucleic acid binding.
AUGACAACACAGGCUGCCGAGAAGCACGACGCCCUGACGGUAUGGGCCAACGACACAACUCACGACUUCUACUACCCUCCUUCCGAUUUACAAGUACCAGACAAUCCAGUCAGAACGGGACCUGGUCGCGCAUGGGAUGAGGCCGACUUCGCGAAGAAACAAGCGUCACUGGCCUACGCAGUCAACAAGAAUAAACCACCACACGCCGGAAGAUUUCCCAUUCGGACUAAACUCCAAUCUCUCGAUAGCGGCUCGAAGAAAACGAUCUUGACCAACCAUUUCCAGCUGAAGACGCGCGACAAGGAACUCUACGAGUACGAAAUUCUCGAUCUCGACGCGGACGGUCCGACUCGGAAAAAGAUCCAGGCUUUGUUUCGUAAAGCAGUCGAUACAUGGCCUUUCCUCAACGCCCACCAGGACAGUUUCGCUACAGACGGCCAGAAAACCAUCGUAUCUUGGAAAAGCCUGCACAGUAACAUGGACCCUAGCACGCUCGAAGCAGGCACUUCAUCUACUUGGCGCCGCGAUCUUGUAGUCAAUAGCGCUAUUACCAUCCCAGCGCGUUUCAGCUUCGUUGGAACGGUCGAUGUUGCUGGUCUCAUCCAGCAGAGCGAGAGUAACCCGGACCAAGAAAAGACUGACCAUACUUCUGCGGAGCGGUGUCUUAACAUCCUUAUUGCGAAGAGCUUUGACGCAAGCGUAGUCCGGCUUUCUGGAAAGAAAUUCUACGUAAGAAAAGCUCGCGCAAACCUUGGAAGUUCCACGUCGCUUGAGAUCAUUCGAGGCUACCAUUACGCUGUCAGGCCGGGUAUGGGAAACCUGCUCAUGAACUUCAACGUUGCGACUAGUGCAUUCUUUCGUCCAAUCCUUGUAAGCGAGUUUCUUGCGGAUCGUGGCACCUUCAGCAGCGACUGGGAACGACAAGUCAAUCUCAAAACUCUCCGGGUUUAUGUAGAGUUCCCUCAUUCUGAGGAUCGCCUGAACAGGCCAGGUGCUCGUAUCAAGAAGAUCAAGGAUCUUGGACCCGCUAUCGGCACUCUGUCCUUCCGGAAAGUAUCCAAAGAUGCCCAAGGACAACCGAUAAGGGACAUAACCCAACCAGGUGGUUGGCAACUCGAUCCUCCUACUCAGGUAGUUGAUCAUCUGAUGACAGUGUUUGGUCAGUCUGCCGUCCCAGGUCGAAAGGCUGUCAACGUGGGAUCAGCUGGUGACCCGGUCUAUUACGCUCAAGAAAUGCUUCGCAUCAUUCCUUACCAACUGUACACACGUCCUGUUCCCGAUCGAUUUACCCGCAACAUGGUCGAGAUGGCUGCACUUGAUCCAGGUCAAUCGCAGUGGCUCAUCGAAAAUGAAGGCCUUUCUCAACUUGGGUUUGCCAACGCUAAGAAUGAGGAGGUUCAGUUUGUACCUUCCACAACAUUGUCCUACCCUGAAGUCCAGUACCAAUGGAAUACGUUUCGUCCUGAGAAAGACAAGAAGGCGAACGACAAACCUCCAUCCUUUACGCAGUCCGCUUGGAACCUGCAACCCUUCACAGCUUUCUACACCCCUAAAGUACAGACGUUGAAAUACUUUGUCAUUCAUUCAUUGGAUUCGACAGUCCCCGUGGCCGGUUUCGAGACGGAGUUGCAAGACCAAAUGCUCCGAAGAUGCAAUACGAAGGCCGAGGGGGUAGUCCGCUUGAAUGCCAGCGAAGCUGCAAGUGAACUCAGAGGCUCUUCCUUGGAACUAAGAAUGAAGCAAGCUAAAGAAUCCGAGGCUGAGCUGGCGGUUUUGUUGCUUCAGAAUUUCGACCGCAGCGCUUACUCGGAGUUCAAGAACCUGGCAGACCGCAAGUAUGGGCUACGCUCUCUCUGUUUAGCAAAGCCGGCGCUAUUCUCGAACUCCAAGUACAUGAGCAACGUUGCUCAGAAGAUAAACAUCAAGUUCGGUGGUGUGAACUCUUACGUGGCGAAGGUCAAAUCUUUCUUGGAGACAAAGACGCUCGUUCUGGGUGCAGAUCUAGUACAUCCCCCAGCUGGAGCACUCGAAGAUACACCCUCUAUUGCCUGUAUGGUUGGUUCUAUCGACAAUCACGGCGGCUGUUUCCCGGGAUCUGCCCGACUCCAAAGCAAGGACCGAGACGACCGAGAGCGGGUUGACAAGGGGGGUCUUUUCCCUCUGAACAUCAUCUAUUAUCGCGACGGAGUGUCCGAAGGACACUACCAGAAGGUAGUGAGCGUCGAGCUGAGAGCUAUCCGCCGAGCAUGGAGAGAAGCACAAGCCGCUACCAACACCAUCUUACUGGGCGGUGUCAAGGAUGUGAGGCUUACGGCUUUGGUGGGUGUGAAACGCCACCAUACCCGCUUCUACCCGAUGACAGACAAGGAUGCGGACACUGAAUGGGGAAACAACAAUUGCCUUCCUGGCACCUAUGUGGACCGAGUCGUCACCUCGCCAUACUAUCGAGACUUCUAUCUUCAGUCUCACAGCGGUGUCAAGGGUACAGCGAGACCAACUCAUUACUUUAUGCUCGCGGACGGAAAGAUUCCUAAUUGCACCACCAUCGACGAUCUUCGGAUGCUGACUCAUAGUCUCUGCUACACUUACUGCCGAGCCACGGGUGGUAUCUCUUACGCAGCCCCAACCUACUAUGCCGACCGCUUGUGCGACCGAGCACGUCUCUACCUCCCCGAAUCCUGGACCGCCAACAAUGUGGGGCUGCAGGCCAGUAUCGAUACCGCAAGAACCAACCACUCGACUGCACGUCAGAACAAUCGUGAUCUGCUAUACCGUCAAGGACAGCAGUUCAACUCGACGGUGCAUAAUGCGAAGUCUAACGCAGAGCUUGCAGAUGAAGGGCAAGACGAGGACAGCCUUCGCGCCUUCACCAAGGACUUCGUCAUGCAACACGCCAAGAACGAGUUCUACGCGUACAAGACUGACCAAACGGGAAACCCUUGGCACGAGUCUCUCGACAAGAUCAUGUUUUGGAUGUGA